AUGGCGACUCUAACUCCAAUUUGUUCCCUAGCAACAAAAUCGAUUUUGAGUAACCAACAAAAACAACACAACCACCACGCCACUAAUCUCAAUUUCACAAACCGAAAUCAUAACUCAAGAAAUUCAAACACAAUAAUCCGAUUAGCCUCUACCUCCAACCAGAACCAGUCCUCUCCGGGAUUAUACUCCGCCAAGAUAUUCGACCUCACCGCUUCAAACGUCGACCUCGUUCUCGAAGAUGUUCGACCAUACCUCAUCUCUGACGGAGGAAACGUCGACGUUGUAUCCGUCGAAAACGGCGUCGUUUCUCUUAAGCUGCAAGGAGCUUGCGAAAGUUGUCCUAGCUCAACCACAACGAUGAAGAUGGGAAUUGAACGCGUUCUUAAGGAAAAAUUCGGAGAUUCCAUUAAAGAUAUCGUUCAGGUUUUCGAUGAUGAUCAAUCAAAGGAAACAACCGUUGAGGCGGUGAAUAAUCAUUUGGAGAUAUUGAGACCGGCGAUAAAGAAUUUUGGUGGUAGUGUGGAGGUGUUAUCGGUUGAAGGUGGUGAUUGUGUUGUGGAGUAUUUUGGACCUGAGUCAAUUGGAUCAGGAGUUAAAGCUGCAAUCAAGGAGAAGUUUCCAGAUAUUCUCAGUGUUACAUUCUCCACCUAG
This is a messenger RNA of Vicia faba (fava bean), 651 nucleotides long. Lineage: Eukaryota; Viridiplantae; Streptophyta; Magnoliopsida; Fabales; Fabaceae. The record is from the annotation of a GenBank genome assembly.